Molecule: messenger RNA, 2928 nt
Organism: Akanthomyces muscarius
Lineage: Eukaryota; Fungi; Ascomycota; Sordariomycetes; Hypocreales; Cordycipitaceae
Exons: 2
Coding region: 1-2928 (975 amino acids)
Molecular function (GO): protein binding
Source: RefSeq, a predicted model, not a curated record
AUGGACCCCUUCUCCCCCGUUCAGCAGCCCGACGAAGGCUACUCGGAAGACCCUCUCAACCACCACGAAAGCUCCGCGCUGCUAUCGUCUCUCUCUAGCUUCCAGUCGCCUUCUGACCUCGCAAUAUGGAUGGCGCGGAAUGCUUCCAUGUUUCCCACAUCUGUCAAGGCCGAACUUACCAUGGCUCUGUUGGAGGAGCUGCCGACCUCGACCAUCGCUGGCAUUGUCCAGCGUCUACGACCUCGACUCUACAUUGACUUCAUCAACCAUCUCCCCGCGGAAAUCUGUCUCAAGAUUCUCUCUUAUCUCGACCCAAUAUCUCUCGUCAACGUGCUGCAAACAUGCCGCGCCUGGUACGAUCUGGCUCUGGACAGAAAGCUCUGGGAGCGUCUCUACCACCUCGAGGGUUGGAAAGUAAUAUACAAGGAGAUAGAAGCAGAGGAAAAGAGGAUUAACGAAAACAUCAAUAACUCCAUCAGUCAAAUGCAGACUGCUGACGGCCCGGUCAACAAGGUCCGCGCCAUCAUGAGCGACGAAGACGAAGAUAUGGAAAUGAUCGAUAGCGAGCGCACACAAGUUUCUAAGGAUAGCUUUUCUGGGCAAAGCCUAUUCGGUUCUCCGGCAACCUCGUUCUCCUCAAGUCGCCGGGCCAUUACACCUCUGGGCGACGUCGACAUGUCUAAUUACUUCUCCAAGGGAAAGAGUGUUGACAGAAGCUUCGGAUCGAUCGACGUGCGAGCGAAACGAAAAGCUCCCGAUAGCAGCCCCGACACGUCUUCUACUGUACAUCCGGCGCAAGACCCCAACGCCGUCAUGCGGUCCAAGCUAUGGACUUGGGACUCGGCGAGCUCCAAGCACCGACUAAACUGGAAGUAUUUAUACAGCAUGCGUCGUCGUCUAGAGUCAAACUGGGAGCUGGGAAAGUUCUCGACUUUCAUGUUUCCUCACCCAGAUUAUCCCGAGGAGGGCCACCAGGAGUGCGUGUAUACUAUUCAGUUCGACUCGCAAUACCUUGUGAGUGGCAGCCGAGACCGUACCAUGCGAAUCUGGGACGUCACGACCGGCAGGCUUGCCAGAGCGCCACUUGUUGGACACCAUGGCUCUGUGCUAUGUCUCCAAUUCGAUGCAGACCCCGAGGAGGAUCUUCUAGUCUCUGGUAGCAGUGACUCCAACGUCUUCAUCUGGAAGUUCUCGACGGGAGAGCUGCUGCAGAGAAUUACCAGAGCACACAGAGAAUCUGUCCUCAAUGUCCGAUUCGACAAGAGAAUUCUUGUCACGUCGUCCAAGGACAAGACGAUCAAAAUCUUUAACCGACGGCCGCUACGCUACGGCGACCUUGGAUACGAACCAGUUGGCGCAGUAACCGCAACGGUCAAGCCGUAUGGCUACGAGCCCGACCUUGCACAAGAGCUACCCGUCAAGCCUGAGUUCACAAUGAUUGGCCGUUUGGAUGGCCAUAGCGCUGCAGUCAACGCAAUCCAAGUCAAGGGCAGGACCAUCGUUUCCGUCUCUGGCGAUAGGAAUAUCAAAGUGUGGGACUGGCCAGACCAAGUUUGCAAGCAAACAAUCCCGGCACACGACAAGGGCAUUGCCUGUGUAGAGUUUGACGAGAGACGUAUCGUCAGCGGCAGCAGCGACUAUGAAGUAUGCAUUUUCGACGCGCCGACAGGCCUUAAAGUGGCUUCCCUUCGAGGGCACGCCAAUCUCGUCAGAACAGUCCAGGCUGGCUUUGGUGACCUGCCAUAUAGUCAAGUCGAAGACGAGGCCGAAGCACGACUUGUGGACGCCGAGUACUUGAAGGCGGUCGAAACCGGAGAAUUGGGCUCCGAAGGCGAACGCCGCGCUACUCGCCGAAGUCGACGUGCCAACGCUGGCAGCUCGAAACCCGAAGAUCUUCAAGUAUUCGGUGCCAAGGUGCCUCCUGGAGGCGGUGGCGGUCGCAAAUACGGCCGCAUCGUGUCAGGCUCGUACGACCAGAGCAUCAUCAUCUGGCGGCGAGACAAGGAAGGAGUGUGGAAACCUGCGCACUAUCUACGACAAGAAGAGGCAGCAGAGCUCGCUCAAAGCCAGCAUGCCGCCCAGAGAGGGCCGCAAGUGCGGAUGCGAGUUCCGCAGGCCAACCUCCCCAUUCAUCCUUCGACUGCCGUCGUUCACCAAGGCGUGGCUCAGCCGGCCCAGCCGGCCCAGCCAGCCCAGCCGCCGCCUGAUUCUGCAACUGGCAACCAGCGCAUUGCGGGCCUUUACAUGGCCUACAUCGACCAAGUUGUUCCUGCAGGCGUGACUGCGCUCGAGCAUGCCUUGACCACCUAUCCAGCCAUCCUAGGGUUCCACACGUACCUGCAGUCUGCCAUCGAAAGAGAGGCCUCGCCGCACUUGCGGCUUCAACUUCGCCAAGCUGUCACAACCGCGCUGAGCAACAUUCAGAACGGUCGAAUUACACGGCCUAGGCGAGAGCCUGUCGCCGCCUCGGCGAGCUCGUCUAAUGCAGCGACCGCCGGAUCAUAUAGUGGCAGCACUGCUGGCAGCCAAAGCAGAAGAGGCGAAGCAUCAUCGUCGGCUGCAGAAUUGUCUGCCGCAGCACAAUCAUCCCAGCAACCGCAGCCACAACAACAGCGCCAACACAGUGAACAGGUAUCUGUGUCUGGCUCAACUGAAACUGAAGUCCACGCACCGGUCCCAACACCAGCCGUGCCGUUCCAAGCGGCGCAAGCAGCAGCUCCAGCACACCACCAUCACCACAGACAUCACCAUCAUCACCACCCGCAUCUAACCCCUGCCGAGAACGCGCCGGCCCGGGUUUUCAAGCUGCAAUUUGAUGCCCGCAAGAUCAUCUGCUGCACUCAGUCGCAAAUUAUUGUUGGAUGGGACUUUUGCAACGGUGACAAGGAACUGCAAGAGGCCUCGCGAUUCUUUGCCGCCGUCGACUGA